Punctularia strigosozonata HHB-11173 SS5 is the source of this 528-nucleotide messenger RNA. Its product is annotated as cyclophilin A. The transcript is spliced from 4 exons. The record is from RefSeq and is a predicted model, not a curated record. Gene Ontology annotation, biological process: protein peptidyl-prolyl isomerization; protein folding. Lineage: Eukaryota; Fungi; Basidiomycota; Agaricomycetes; Corticiales; Punctulariaceae. Gene Ontology annotation, molecular function: peptidyl-prolyl cis-trans isomerase activity. The coding region runs from base 1 to 528 and encodes 175 amino acids.
AUGCUUGUCAUCGUCGCUCAAGUGGCAAACGCGCUACACAGGUCGAACGUUUUCUUUGAUGUUGCCAUCAACCAGCAGCCCGCUGGCCGGAUUGUGUUCAAGCUGUACGAUGACAUUGUUCCGAGGACUGCGAAGAAUUUCCGGGAGUUGGCCACCGGCCAACAUGGAUUCGGUUACACCGGGAGUACCUUCCACCGUGUAAUCCCGAACUUCAUGCUUCAAGGCGGCGACUUCACCAACCACAAUGGCACUGGUGGGAAGUCGAUAUAUGGCGCGAAAUUCGCUGACGAGAACUUCAAGCUCCUCCACGACAAGCCCGGCUUGCUCUCCAUGGCGAACGCUGGCCCCAACACCAACGGUUCACAGUUCUUCAUUACUACUGUCGUCACUCGUUGGCUUGACGGCAAGCACGUCGUAUUCGGCGAGGUCGUUGAGGGCAUGGAUGUGGUCAAGCUCAUCGAGUCGAAGGGCACGCCAUCGGGCUCGACCAAGGGCAAGAUCAUGAUCACCGGCUCCGGCGUGGUCUAA